AGCCCGCCGUGCGUGAGGGUCUCUCAGUUUGACCUCAGGGCUUUGGAGAUUCUCUGGCUGACUGUGUCACUCAACCACCCCACACCCCACCCCCCCACGCCCCCACCCCCCAUCUUGGUGGGUCGCCCUCACUCGGUCUGUCUCGUUGCAGUCCCAGGGAAGAUUCAGAAGGGUCCGGAUAGCGUGAAAGUGAAGGUGGGGCAGACGGUGAAGCUGGUUGCUCACAUCAGCGGUGAGCCUGAGCCUGACGUUGGAUGGGCCAAGGAUGGUGAGGACGUGGAAGAGGAUGACAGAUUGUUUUAUGAUAUUGAUGAAGACACCACCACACUGACUAUCAAAAAUGUCACAAAAGCAGAUGCUGGGAAGUACGAAGUCUUCGUAGAGAACAGUCUGGGAAUGGACCAGUCGUUUGCCAGAGUUGAUGUCAUCUGA
Rhincodon typus (whale shark) is the source of this 432-nucleotide messenger RNA. RefSeq names its product SPEG neighbor protein-like. The annotation marks the transcript as partial. Gene Ontology annotation, cellular component: plasma membrane; neuronal cell body; axon. Gene Ontology annotation, molecular function: axon guidance receptor activity. The record is from RefSeq and is a predicted model, not a curated record. Gene Ontology annotation, biological process: synapse organization; homophilic cell-cell adhesion. NCBI's taxonomy places the organism in Eukaryota, Metazoa, Chordata, Chondrichthyes, Orectolobiformes, Rhincodontidae. The transcript is spliced from 2 exons.